AUGCCCAGUGGCCAGUGGGCCAAUGCCCAGGGGUGGUCAGAGGAGGCAGGAAGGCCAUGGGUGGCACCAUUGGUACAGGACAACCCGGGGCUACCCCUGCAUGGUCCGGAGGGGAAAGAGGUGGCAGCACUAGUGCAGGACCUGGCGCCUGCCACCUGUGGACCCCCAGCCAAUAGCCUCCUGACACCGAGGCAGACAUCUGGCCCUGCCCCAUCCAGCCCAGAGCUGGGCUUUCAGGAUGCCAAGGUGGAAGGCUCCAGUCUGCUAAGGAAAGGGACCCAGGCAGCAAAAGUUGUUGUCCCUGUGUCAGUGCCUGCAGGAGCUGUGAUGUGGAGCCAGAUGGGGAACCAGUUCAUGUGUCCCACGGUGGGGAGUAUGCGGUUCAAGCGGCCACAGAUUCACAAGAAGAACCGGAAAAGCAAGGAAUCAGGUGCCAGAGGGCAAUCAGUGACCCACACUGGCCCCCCCAUUGUGGUCACCCUGGCCAACACAGCUGUCACCUUCAUCUGCAGCAUCACCUACCCAUACACCUCGAAAUUCAAGGACUUCACAGUCAGCUACUAUCACAUAGACCUUCAGGGCCAGAGGAGCGCUGAGGAGCAGACUGCCUGCCGGUCCCAGCCAGGCACAGAGAACCAGACCUACAUCUUGCAGUGCCAGGUCACGCCCAAGCUGCCGGACUCAUCCGCCACUGGCACCUACUACUGCUACGUCCACUGGCCAGACUACGAAGAGAGACACAGUGGCCCCUUCAUCCUGGUCAGAGACACAGGGUACCGAGAGCCCCCGCAGAUCCCCCGCAAGCCCCUGCUCAUUGGCUUCACCAGCCUCCUGUCUGUCCUGAGUGUCCUGGGCACAGCUCUGCUGUUCUGGAAGAAGAAACAGAUGCAGACUCCGGGAAAGCACAGCCCUGAGAAGCGCCCAGAUCCAAAGUCUGCCAGCAGCCCCAAGCAGCCUCCAGCAGAAUCUGUCUACACAGCCCUGCAGCGCCGGGAGACCGAGGUCUACGCCUGCAUCGAGAGCGAGGACACCAGCCCACCCUCCACCCGGAGCCCUUUCUCCCAGGAGAAUCCGCAUCGAUUUGAGGAUGACAGUGAAUUUAACCUGGUCUAUGAAAAUCUCUAGGACGAGC
Galeopterus variegatus (Sunda flying lemur) is the source of this 1132-nucleotide messenger RNA. RefSeq names its product NFAT activating protein with ITAM motif 1 (gene NFAM1). Gene Ontology annotation, biological process: regulation of B cell differentiation; positive regulation of cytokine production; B cell receptor signaling pathway. The coding region runs from base 1 to 1125 and encodes 374 amino acids. The record is from RefSeq and is a predicted model, not a curated record. Lineage: Eukaryota; Metazoa; Chordata; Mammalia; Dermoptera; Cynocephalidae. Gene Ontology annotation, cellular component: membrane raft. The transcript is spliced from 9 exons. Gene Ontology annotation, molecular function: transmembrane signaling receptor activity.